GGCAGAGUGAGUGUGGGGCGGCACGGCGGAGGGGGGGGGCUGGGGCAGGGGGGGCUGGCGGCGCCUGACCCCACCCCGCCCAUGGGGCAGAGGGGCAGAGCCGGCCCCCGCCGCGCCCCCCAUGAAGCUGCGGGACACCCCCUCGGCCUGCCCUUCCCUCUGGCGCUCCCUGCCCUGCCCGCCGGCCGAGCUGCGCCUGGACCUGGUGCUGCCGUCGGGACAGACCUUCCGGUGGUGGGAGAGCAGCCCGGGGGCCUGGACGGGCGUGCUGGGCGGCCGCGUCUGGACGCUGAGGCAGGAGGGUGACCGGCUGUGGUACACGGUGUACGAGGGGGAGCAGGAGCAGCAGAGCCGUCCCGCCGGGGCAGCGAAGCCGGACGGUGCCGAGACAGAUCGGAUCCUGCGCGACUACUUCCAGCUGGACGUGGGGCUGCCGGCCCUGUACCGCAAAUGGGGGGCGGCCGACCCCCUCUUCCGCGAGGUGGCCGAUGACUUCCCAGGGGUGCGGGUGCUGCGGCAGGACCCCGUCGAGUGCCUCCUCUCCUUCAUCUGCACCUCCAACAACCACAUCUCCCGCAUCACUGCCAUGAUUGAACGCCUCUGCCGGGCCUUCGGCCGCCGCCUCUGCUGCCUCGACGCCCGGCCCUUCCAUGCCUUCCCCACCCUCUCGGCGCUCGCAGGCACUGAUGCUGAGGCCCAGCUACGGGCGCUGGGUUUUGGGUACCGCGCCAAGUUUGUCAGCGGGAGCGCGAGGGCCAUCACCGAGGGGCUCGGCGCUGAGGGGCUGCACCGGCUGCGCACCGUGCCCUACACCGAGGCCAGGAGGGUGCUGUGCACCCUGCCUGGGGUGGGCGGCAAGGUUGCCGACUGCGUCUGCCUGAUGGCCCUGGACAAGGCGGAGGCGGUGCCGGUGGACACCCACAUCUGGCGCAUUGCGCGGGAGCGGUACGGUGCAGUACUGGGUGGCCGGAGUCUGACCCCCCGGGCCCACCAGGAGAUCGGAGACUUCUUCCGGGGGCUGUGGGGCCCCCGCGCCGGCUGGGCACAGGCAGUCCUCUUCUGUGCUGACCUCCGCAAGGGCCAGGAGCUGGCUGGUGGCCGGGACCGGGCCAGGGGGGGCCGAGGCCAGGAGAGCCAUGGGGAUGGGCCCCCCUAGGGACACCCCCGGAGGGACAGAGUCCCCCGGCAGCUGCUGGGGGCAGAUCACUGCGCCCGCUCCCAGCCUGAGAUGUACAGAGGUGUGGGCAGCUGCCUGUCCCCUGCCCACUGCAUCCUUGGGGGGAGCUGCUGCCCUGGGCAGUGAGGCUGGGGGGGGUCAGGGCUGUGUCCAGCCCCCCCAAGGCAGAGCCGAGCCAAGCAGUGUUGGCCUCUUGCCUUUAUUACAAGCAAUAAAAUAGAAACAUCCAUUUGGAAAA
Molecule: messenger RNA, 1415 nt
Organism: Grus americana (Whooping crane)
Lineage: Eukaryota; Metazoa; Chordata; Aves; Gruiformes; Gruidae
Gene: OGG1
Product: 8-oxoguanine DNA glycosylase
Exons: 7
Coding region: 122-1156 (344 amino acids)
Biological process (GO): base-excision repair; base-excision repair, AP site formation; nucleotide-excision repair
Cellular component (GO): nucleus
Molecular function (GO): 8-oxo-7,8-dihydroguanine DNA N-glycosylase activity; damaged DNA binding
Source: RefSeq, a predicted model, not a curated record